CAAAACAAAACGAAACCUUCUCGGUCAAAUUCUUGAUAUUGCCGAUCAGGUCCCAGACUAGCUAGUCCCCAUCAUCGACGACUUAGAUUCAUUUAUUUCGUGUUGCUGUGCCGUAUAUACAGCAAAGGGCACUUAGGUAGCUGUUGAUGUGGUAACAACAAGCUCGGCAAGGAACAAUCAGUAUUGCCAUCUCAAUCGUCGUCGCAACGUCUACCUUAUAAGACAUCACUGGCCGACAAGCAAAAUCUGCUGUCGUAUACGGCCCAUUUGCUUGAAUAUUUCGCCCAACAUGUCGGGACGCAGUGCGUAUGUCAGGAAGAAGAUCACAGAGCCCAAGACGGGUGAGAAAGGUGCCGCAGGGGGGCGAGGGCGAUCUAAAUCAAGUGGUGCUCGGAUGUCAGCUGACGAUGCUUCUAUCUAUGAUCAUCCCAUGCCACCCAGCACUGGACUAAGCACGGCCAACGCUCGGCUUCUCAAGUUCUCAGAUGCGGCUUUUGAUGGUGAUGCGGUACACUAUCGUUCCGAGCUGGCGAAUAUCAACAUCAACAACAGCAGUGGUAGUCAAAGCGGAAGCAGUGAGAAUGGGAAACGAGAUGGUGGCGUACAGCGUCAGGGGCCAAUGGCAGAUUAUGCGUACGCCAGAGCACGAAAGCCUGUGCUGAAGACGGAAGAUGUGUUGGGUAUCGAGCGAUCAGGGUUUCGCAGUGUAGUGGACAAGAAGAGCGACGACAUUCGAAAGGGACUGACUAAGGCGUUCACGCUUGGGCUGAAGAAAAAGAAGGAACCUGAUGUUGCUGACAGAGCGCCGUCAUCGGCCACAAUACGGCCUCCUCCCUAUUAUGACGCCGACGACUACGAUUCUAACGAUAUUCCUCCUCUGCCGGCUCUACGGCCGCCUGGCGGCAUGUGGGAUGCAGAUCAUCAAUCACUCAUGACACCGCCGCCUUCAAGCAAACUCCCUCCCCUCCCUCCUCAUUCCCCGCCGCCGCCCAUCAAACGCUGGAUUGGUGCUGGAAAGCCAGCACAGAGGUGGAAUAAGCUGCGGAAAGAUCCCGAGCUCUGGGAUCACAAUGGCGACGUCCUAGUGUACUUCGGGCGGAAAGACCACCACCUGCGGCCCAAUCCCUCUUUUCGGCUCUCAUCUCAUAUCAUCGAAUCUACAGAAUCGCGACUCCUCGUCACUCUUCUUCGCGAAGGAUCUACGGAAGAUGACUUUUCCCAGAUCGACCUGCCUCCGUCUCCCGUCGGAGCACCACCCAUGCUGCGGCAUAACAGCUAUGGGCAGAUUGGCCAGGCCACACCACCCGUAUCGGAAGACAAUACGAACGCAGAUGUGGACGGCCAGAUCUCGUACGAGAUGUACUUCCCUACGCCGGCUAACCUAUCCAAAGCGGAGACUCAUCGUCACAUGAUCACUACGCGCAACGUCUUUGCUGUCUUGUACCACGCUUCUCUUGUCGGCCUAUCACUAUUUCAAGCCUUGCAUGAUCUCCUCGAGCGGCUUGACGGCUACAUGGAACCUGACGCAGAUAACGUUGGUACAAUCAUCAACUACCUGUCAGCGCGCGGCAUUGAUGACGCGCGGAACGAUCCGGAGACCGCCGUAUCGCUGCUCGCGUGGUCUGAAACGCCCGAGGUUCGGUGGGAAGAGGGUUGGCGGGAAGCUUUCCUUCACUGUGCCGGCAUGUAUUCGCGACUCGAGGACUGCGCCGACUUCCGACAUCUGACGCCAAUCACGCGCGCCCUUCUGGAACGUGCCUGUCUUGAAACCCAACUUCGCGUGCAAGGGGCUGCGGAGCGUCUUGCAGACUUUGAAUUCCCGGAGGCUUGGGGACCAGCGGUACGCAAUGGUAGCAUAGGGAAAGCGGCAGCUGGGCGACUCCGGCAAUUUUUCGUCAACUACUACGCGAGGGUAUAUGGUACGUGGCCGCCCGCAGAGACCGGGGCGCGCACAACGGAUGGUGAGGAAACAUGGCUUACAAGGCCAGUGGCGCAGAUGCUACAGAAAGACUUCGGCGCGCUGUACGACUACCUCGUAAAUCGUGAUAUCGUGUGGGAUGAGUCGGAGACCCGCAGCAGCCGGAAAUGGAUGAUGGUGUCAGAGAGCGGAAAUAAGUCCUUCGACGCCGAUAGUGAAGACCUCCCGCUCACGGACCUGCUGAUCGAGUUUGACAACCGCAUGCGCUUCCCACACAUUCCGCAUCCAUAUCCGCUGGUACCGGACUCCAUCCCGCCGUCCACCUCCGCCACGCCGGGCAACUCCAGAGAUAGGUCGAGGAAGGAAAAGCACGGGAAACAAGCGCCUGAUGACCGGAAUCUUGAGCGCAGAAUCCAACUCGCGUACACCGAGGCUACGAAUAUCUACAGUCUCGGCUCCGAGUUUACGCGCUCAGACCUAAUUGAGGGCUUCGUGAAGUUUGAGAAGACUGACCAGAUUGGUGCUGUAGAUCCCUAUUGCGCGCGUCGCGGCCGCUGGGUUGUCGUGUACGCCACCCUCCAAGUUCUGGCCAGCGUCUCAGUCGACUCGCCCAACGCGCGUUACAAAGACGGCGUCUCGUAUCAUCUAUCUCCACAACUGGGAGGCACACGCACGCCGCCAUGGAAGGGCGUCUCAACGCCUUCCCUCGAGGCUAGUCACGAACUCUCUCACUGCUGGGUCGUCCCGCGUACCUGGCAUCAGCAAGCGAUCGACAGCGCCGGGUCCGAUACCUCUGCGACCUCCAACGGGACCGACCCUGUAGCCCACAUGAUCCGCAGCCGCGCCCGACAACAGCAAAAGUUUCCGCUACCGCCACCGAGCCGCUCCGGAUUCCGCACGCCAUCUGCACAGAGUGUACGCUCGAGCACGACAGCUACACCGACAAUGUGGGGCGGUUCGUCUGCCAUGAGUGUCUACUCAGAUGACACGGCGAGUAUCAACGGGAGGAUUCUGGCAGCGCAGCAAUAUCACGGCCAAGCGGCAGGGUACGCAAACAAGGGCCUUCCACGCCCGCCGCCGCGCAGUCGCGGGAAUGAGAGCGUACGCAGCGAUAGGAGUGCGAACACCGUGUUUGGCCCCGGCGGGAUCAUAAAGCCGAGUCCGUUAAACAUGAACAGCAACGUUCCCAGGACGAAUCUCACAGCACUUCUCAACGCAGCCACCAUCCAGGCUGAGGGAGCUCCGCCUCCUCCACUUCCUCCCCCACAAUGGCCCGCGCGGACGCAAUCCAUGUAUCGCACACAGCCACCCGCGCCGCUAGACCUGACGUCGAUAACAGCGGACAGCAACGCCAGACCGGAAGGAGGCGGACAUAUAUUUGCCCAGCUGCGGCCGCAAACGCCGACAAGCAGUCGAGGCUGCGAGGCACCAGCAGCAAGCAAGACCCUUCCUCUCCAGUUAUCGCCGCUCGCGCCCGACGUUCUGGCCCCCGUAAUUCGCGACUUCGACGAGCUAGAGUCGGUGGCUGAAGAGAAGGUGUACGAGAAGAUGAUUUGAACACGAAAGACAGGCACGGAAAGCAAACUACAUCAAAAUACUUAUACUAUAUACAUCAUCAUCUAUCGGGGAUUUGACCAUGACAUCCAAGAAUACAAAACAAAAGCAACGAGUGAACGAACACUCUUGUACUGUGCUACUAUAUACCUGGUAGCAUACUUCAUCACACAACUUUGACUACAUAAUGCAUGCCACUGAGAAUGGCGAGGUGCAGGAAACGGUUCCCAGAGUCCCAUGGCUACGCAAAACACUUCAUCUCCUUUUCUAACCAUCUUCCCUUCUGCUGAUCUUCAUUCUUUUGUCUUCUGGAUGACUGCGAACGGAAACCUUGAUACCAAACAUACAGUUUUUACAUCUAUGUAAUCAAAAUACCGUUGUUAUCGACCGGGCGGAUGGGUUGGGGAUAAGGCUGGGCUAGGCUAGUAGCAUUUGCCUCUGCGGCUGUUUGUGUCUUGGUUAAUGUUGUACUAGUACAGAUAAAUAAAUAUACUCAGACCAAUGCAUUUUUUGUCCCCUUCUCUUGCGUGAU
This is a messenger RNA of Xylaria bambusicola, 4004 nucleotides long. RefSeq lists its product as uncharacterized. The transcript has 2 exons. NCBI's taxonomy places the organism in Eukaryota, Fungi, Ascomycota, Sordariomycetes, Xylariales, Xylariaceae. The coding region runs from base 290 to 3475 and encodes 1061 amino acids. The record is from RefSeq and is a predicted model, not a curated record.